Messenger RNA from Oncorhynchus tshawytscha (Chinook salmon), 6234 nucleotides. RefSeq names its product elastin. NCBI's taxonomy places the organism in Eukaryota, Metazoa, Chordata, Actinopteri, Salmoniformes, Salmonidae. The record is from RefSeq and is a predicted model, not a curated record. The coding region runs from base 229 to 4422 and encodes 1397 amino acids. Gene Ontology annotation, molecular function: extracellular matrix structural constituent. The transcript is spliced from 59 exons.
AACAGGAACACCAGACAUAGGGGAGGGGGAAAAACGAAGUGAUCCAUUGAACCGAAAGUCUUUGCCCUCUCUUAAUUACGUAGUGUCCCAUAUCUUUUCUCUUUUUUUCACGUGUUUUUUCCAAUUUUUUUUCUUUCUUCUGUACGUAAAGACCUCUGGUUAUUGGUAAUUAGCUUGAGGAGAAUAAAAACAGCCGAUCAGGAGAGGGGUGGUGCAUUGUGGAGCGAGAUGGCUAACAGAAUGGUUCUAUCACUCCUUCAUGGAUUCUUCUACCUAGCUCUGAUUCAGCCCUCACUUCAAGGAGGUGUGUACGUGCCGGCUGGUGCUGGAGUUGGAGCAGGAGGUGCUGGACCAGGUGCUGGUCUCUACCCAGGUGCUGGUGGGAUACCCGCAGGAGCAGGCUACAAACCAGCUAAAACUGGGGGCCUUAUGUUUCCCCUAGCUGGUGGAUAUGGAGGACGGGGUGGUGUUGGUGCUGGAGGUCUGGUCCCUGGUGGCGGGGCUGGAGGCAUAGGAGCGUUAGGCCUCGGAGGAGGAGGAGCCGGUGGAAAAGGCCCCAAACCUGGUUAUGGAAACCUUGGUGCUGGUGGUGUUGGGGUUGGUGGUCUAGGUGGUGGAGGAUACGGAGCUGGUCCUGGAGCAGGCAGUCUAGGAGCAGGAGCCCUUGGAGGAGGAUACGCUAAGCCUGGAGUUGGUUAUGGAGGAGGCUCGCCGUAUGGAGGCUCGCCGUAUGGAGGAGGUGGUGCUGGGGGCUACUUCCCUGGAGGUGGGCUGGGACAGAAGGCAGGACCCAAGCCAGGCUAUGGGGCAGGAGGUGGACUACAACCAGGCUAUGGCGGUGGUGGAUUACAGCCAGGUCUAGCCCCUGUUAUUCCUCAGACUGGCCUACCUGGAGGUGGGCUGGGACCAGGUGCCGGAAAAGGAAAGGCUCCAAAAGGAGGAGUACCAGGUGUGGGGGUGCCUGGACUUUACCAAGGUGGCCAGGUGCCAGGACAAGGGUUUGGUGGUCGUGGAGUGUUGCCCGGUGUGGCCACUGGGAACGGACUCAAUCCCAAAUCAUUGCCAGGUGGAGGACAACAGGGACCAGGAGGCUCGGGUCGUGUUGGUUACGGAGGACCAAUGCAGCCAGGAGUAUUCCAUGGAUACCCACUCAAAACACCCAAAACACAAGGUGGCUAUGGAGCGAAAGUUGGAGGAGCUGGAGGCAAACUUCCAUUUGGAUAUGGGGGCUUUGGUGGUGGUGGUGGAGCAGGCCUUCCUGGUGGCAAAGGUGGUCCUGGAUCCAAGCCUGGAUACCCCAUUGGAACUGGUGUUGGGACAGGAGGUCUUAACCCGGCCCAGGCUCAGGCUAAAGCUGCUAAAUAUGGUGCUGGUGCUGGUUUGGGUGGUGUGCCCGGUGCAGGUGGAGCUUACCCUGGAGCGGGAGGAGCUUACCCUGGAGCAGGAGGAGCUUACCCUGGAGGAGUCCCAGGAGGUGCGGGUGGCAUCCCAGGUUUUGGAUCAGUAGCAGGAGGAGCAGGAGGAGUACCUGGAGGGUUAUCCGGAGGAGCUGGAGGGUAUAACCCUGCUGCGGCCAAAGCUGCUAAAUAUGGAGUUCCAGGGGGUGCAGGAGCAAGCCUAGGAGCAGGAGGAUUUGGUGGAGUACCAGGAGGAGGAGGAGGUGUACCUGGGGCUGGAGGAUUUGGUGGAGUACCAGGAGGAGUAGGAGGUGUACCUGGGGCUGGAGGAUAUAAUCCUGUGGCAGCCAAAGCAGCUAAAUAUGGACUCCCAGGAGGAGGUGCAGGCAGCCUCCCAGGUGUUGGCUCAGUCGCAGGAGGAGCAGGAGGAGUACCAGUAGCUGGGGCUGGGGCUGGGGCUGGAGGAUAUAAUCCUGCUGCGGCCAAAGCCGCUAAAUAUGGAGUUCCAGGAGGAGCAGGUGCAGGGUUAGGAGGAGCUGGAGGCUAUGGAGCAGGAGCCAGGCCUCCCUAUUACGGUGUUCCAGGGGGUGCUGGAUUUGGGGGAGCAGGAGCUUUUCCAGGGUCUGGAGGAUACAAUCCUGCCGCCGCCGCCGCCAAAGCUGCUAAAUAUGGGGUCCCAGGGGGUGCAGGGGCAGGCCUAGGAGCUGGAGGUCUUGGAGGAACAGGAGGGGUACCAGCUGGAGGAGCUGGGGCUGGAGGAGUCCCCGGAGGUGCAGCAGCAGGCCUAGGAGCAGGAGGAUUACCAGGAGGAGGAGCAGGGGGGGUACCUGGGGCUGGAGGAUAUAAUCCUGCUGCAGCCAAAGCAGCUAAAUAUGGAGUUCCAGGAGGUCUAGGAACAGGCUUAGGAACAGGAGGACUUGGAGGAGUACAGGGAGGAGUACCAGGGGGAGGAGCAGGGGGGGUACCUGGGGCUGGAGGAUAUAAUCCCGCUGCAGCCAAAGCAGCUAAAUAUGGUCAGGGGGCUGCUGGUGGGCCACGGGGUGGAUAUGGUGGCGUGCCUGCUGGAGGAUAUCCCAGGCCUGGGGGCUAUGGAGGGGCAGGAGCUGGAGGGUAUAAUCCUGCUGCGGCCAAAGCUGCUAAAUAUGUCCCAGGAGCUGGAGGAGCAGGCCUAGGAGCUGGAGGAGCAGGCUUAGGAGGAGCAGGAGGAGUACCAGGGAUUGGGGCUGGACCAGGAUAUGGAGGCUAUGGAGGAUAUGGAGGGGUACCAGCAGGAGGGGCUGCUGCUGCGGCCAAAGCUGCUAAAUAUGGAGUUCCAGGAGGAGCUGGCGUGGCGGGGAGAGCAGGAGCAGUGCCAGGGGCUGGAUAUGGAGGGGUACCUGGGGCUGGAUAUGGAGGGGUACCUGGGGCUGGAUAUGGAGGGGUACCUGGGGCUGGAUAUGGAGGGGUACCUGGGGCUGGAUAUGGAGGGGUACCUGGGGCUGGAUAUGGAGGGGUACCUGGGGCUGGAUAUGGAGGGGUACCUGGGGCUGGAUAUGGAGGAGUACCUGGGGCUGGAUAUGGAGGAUAUAAUCCCGCUGCGGCCAAAGCUGCUAAAUAUGGAUUACCAGGAGGUGCAGGAGCAGGCCUAGGAGCUGGAGGAGCAGGAGGACUUGGAGGAGCAGGAGGAGUACCAGUGGCUGGAGGAUAUAACCCUGCAGUGGCCAAAGCAGCUAAAUAUGGAGUCCCUGGAGGUGCAGGAGCAGGCAUAGGAGCUGGAGGAGCAGGAGGAUUACCAGGGGGAGGAAGAGGGGGUGUACCUGGGGCUGGAGGAUAUAAUCCCGCUGCAGCUAAAGCUGCUAAAUAUGGAGUCCCAGGAGGUGUAGGAACAGGCCUAGGAGCAGGAGGACUUGGAGGAGGAGGACAGGGAGGAGUACCUGGAGGAGUAGGAGCUGGAGGAUAUGAUCCCGCAGCCAAAGCUGCUAAAUAUGGUAUGCCAAGCGGGGCGGGCAUCGGUGGAGAAGGUGUUCCAGCGCCUAUAGCGACGCCAAGACCAGGUGUGGGCGUGGGUGGUGGUGUUGGAGGAACUGCCAUUGAGCGCACUGAUGUACCAGUGGGCACAGGGAUACCUAUCGCAGGCAAACCAGCAGAGGAUUCAUCUCUAGAACCCGGUGGAACUCCCAUCCCAGAUCCCACACCUAUUGGCACACAGGCCACAGAGGCCCCAGAGCCAGAGCCCAGUGCCACAGGAGUAACUGGAGUUGGGGCUGGGGUUCUUCAACCUAGUGUUGGUACAGGCCCAGCUCAGCCUGGUGUGGGUGUCGGAGCAGGUGGCAAAGCUCCUAAACCCCCUGGUGCAGGGGGAUACCCGUAUGGCGGUUAUGGACAGGCAGGACAACUCCGGUAUGGUCAAGGUUAUGGACAGGGUGCUGGUGGAUAUCCCUAUGGAGGAGGAUAUGGAAAUCCAUACGGAGCAGGAGCUGGACAAUUUCCUGGAGCCAAGCCCCUGAAACAUCCAGUUGUGGGAGGAGCAGGCGGUGUGGCUGGAGGAGCAGGCGGUGUGGCUGGAGGAGCAGGCGGUGUGGCUGGAGGAGCAGGUAUUCCUCUUACUGGAGCAGGUGGUGGUGCAGGGGGAUACCCGUAUGGUUAUGGUCAAGGUGGUUAUGGACAGGGACAGGGUGUGAGGUAUCCCACUGGUGAAGGUCUGGGAGCAGGGGCAGGAGCAGGUCAAAAAGCACCCAAACCCCCAGGUUAUGGUAACCUAGGUGCGGGUGGUGCUGGUUAUAGUCCAGGUGCUGGUGUGUUCCCAGGUUACGGAGGUGGCUACCCACAACAACGGGGUUACCCACAGCAAGGUGGCGGCUACCCACUGCAACCCUACCCAGGAGCAUAUGGAGCAGGCCAGACGGCACCACUGACUCCUCAACAAGCCAAAGCAGCCAAGUAUGGCCCACUCCAGGGCUUCCUUGGUGGGGCAGGAGGAGGAGGCUACAGACCAGGAGGAGUUGCUGCUGGAUGCCAAAGCAAAUACUGUGGAAGGCGGAAGUAGAGGGUGUUCUUCAGAAGAAGUUGAACCUCAAGAAACAAUGGUGCUACUGCAUGAUCUAGAAUGUACAUUUUAUAUGCACAAAAUCCCCCAUUAGAGUAUGUAAAGAUAUGUUGUACUUUAUUUGACUCAAUAUAUUUUUUAUACAAACCCACCGACCCAGACUUUUGCACACAUUUGAUGUGACUUAGUGUUUUUGAUUGUGCCUUUAUCAUUGUUCGUGGUGUUCAUCAGCUCUUACUGACAUGCCUGCGAUGCUCCCCUUUUAGUAGUUACCAAGUGUUUGUGUGUGCAUGCAUGUGUGUGGGCGUUGAUAUGUGGCUGUGUCUCUCUAUGUGCUUGUGAGCUUGCACAUGUUGCCAGAGAUGUUUGGGUAUAUAGGAGAAUAUGAAAGAUUAUCCAACUAGAGCCAUUAAGCAUGCUUUGAAUGCAGAGAAGUGCUCCAAGUCAAAACCAGCACCAUUCCUGUAACUAUACAUCCCUCUCCAUGUGCUUAGUGUCUGUGUGUACCAAAGUUGGCGCUCUUCGCAUACUGACAUGUCAAACCAAGGGUUGAGCUUCAAGGGGUGUGGAUAGUAAAGUGCUGAUAAACUUUGGCCAUGUAUCUUCAGAACUGCCUCCUCUGGCUUUCUAUCAUCUCUGCUGCUAUUUAUAUCCCUGGGUGAAAUAGCAGUGGCAUAGCAUGUGUGUGUGUGGGCACAGGUUUCACAGUCCAUCUGCCAUCUUCAACUUUGACUAUAUUUUAAGGGCCAUGGUGUAAGUAGCCUUCUUACCUUGAUUUCUGACAAACUUGUGAAGUAUGAUGAGCAGGUGUUGCUCUGAAUGUGGUAAAGCUGAUGACAAUCAAUCCAAAGGUGUUCAAAAGAUUUGUAGGUGAUAUCUUGAGUGAUAUUCAUUGCAUACAUUGUGUUGGUUUGUACCCAAGACCUUUGAAACAGUGUUUUUUAGUUUUUUAAGUGAUUUGUAUGUUUUUAGUUUUACAAAAAUGUAAAAGUAAAACUGAAAUUAUUUCGAUACUGCUCUGGCAUGUAUUGUACAUUAUGUAUGUAUGAAUUGAACAUUUUGUUUUAUUAAUUACGUAUAAUUUUUCUGGUGUGCUAGAUUAAGUGCCUAGAAUGUUAUGCAUAUUUGAAAUCAUUCUAGUUUCACGUGCAGUUAUAGUUUCAUUUAUGCAAGUUGUCGCUCAUUAUUCAAGUUUCAAAUGUUUCCGCUCAUGAAAGUAGACUAUCACCAUAUUUGUGUAAUCUUUAAUAAGGCAAAACAUGUUUGUUAAAAAAAAUAUAUAUUUGGGUAAUGCAUUUAAUCACUGAUGAGAAUUGUUAUACUGUAUAUGUAAGGGCUUUUUUAAUAUGUGUCUGUGUGUAGGCUUCCCCUAGUCUGUGUAAAUUGUGAGAGUGAGCUCCCAUUUCACUCUUUACUUGAGUUAGUUACAGUUGAAUAAGACUCACUAGACAUUACUGAACAAAGAUGGAUUCACUCUGUUAUGAAGUUACACUACGAUGUCUCUUUAGGGAUUGUGUGGACUGUAUGUUGUAGUAAUUGCCCUAGGUUAUCAUGACUCUCACUCGCUUCAGUUCUUGUAGCCUACCCGUAGGGCCUUUUCUGAACUGUGUGUGAGCCGCUCGGAUCCCGGGCACGCCGCACGGUGUCUUCCAUGCGGUGGGAUAGUAUUCAUCUUAUUUAAAUGGCAAAAAAGGAGGAACGAUGGGGUUUUGCACUUUUACAUUUUCAUGACGCACAUGUGACUUGUUCCCGGUAAUCCCGGCAUUUUAUUUGCUUAAGUAAAAUAACGAAAUAAAAUGGUUAAUAAAUACA